GGUUCCAGAGGGGCCGCGGGAGCCGCUGCCGCCGGGCGACAUGGCCUCAGCGUGGGAAGAGUUACAGAAAGAUUUGGAAGAGGUUAAAGAAUUGCUUACGAAAGCCACGAGAAAGCGAGUUCGUGAUGUCCUGAUGACAGAGAAACACAAGCUAGAGAUAGAAAUCAAGAAUCAGCCUCCACCGAAGCCAAAAGAUGUGGCAGAGGAAGAAAAGUUGUCACUGGGAGGGUACACGGUGAAAAUAAACAAUUAUGGUUGGGAUCAGUCAGAUAAGUUUAUUAAGAUUUACAUCUCUUUAAAUGGAGUCCAGAAGCUUCCGUCUGAGAAUGUGCAGGUGAAUUUCACAGAGAGGUCAUUCGAUCUGCUAGUGAAGAAUCUGAAUGGGAAGAACUACACCAUGACCUUUAACAACCUCAUGAAACCCAUCUCUGUGGAAGGCAGCUCUAGGAAGAUAAAGACAGACAUGAUCCUUGUGAUGUGCAGGAAGAAGCGGGAGGAAAAAUGGGACUGUCUCACUCAAGUGGAAAAAGAAAGCAAAGAGAAAGAGAAGGCUUCCUAUGACACCUCAGAUCCUAGUGAGGGGCUUAUGAACCUUUUAAAGAAGAUGUAUGCAGAAGGGGACGAUGAAAUAAAGCGCACCAUCAACAAGGCAUGGGUUGAAAGCAGAGAAAAGCAAUUUAAAGGGGACAUACCAAUGGAUAUUUAAAAGUACUUAAAUGCCGCCUUAAUACUGAUCUUCCAUGUGAGACAUGCUCUGCUGCAAGGAUCAUUGUUUACACAACCUUCUUCCAAGCAAAGACAGUCAUUUUCCAUUUCAGGUUGGAGAAAGUAUUUAAAUAAAAUAGCUUAUAAAGCAUUUCCUUCAGUUAAGUGGCUCACCAUUUCCUGAAGAGUGGAGCAUAGGUAUAUCCUUCCUGAAAAAGCAUGUCAGAUGAGUUGAAACUGAGAACAAUGUAAAAGAAAAGGAAUCCCAAACCAGGAGGGGUCAAGGCUUCUCUGUUUCAAGGGACAACUGUAUUCAACUGGUUGCUGGGGCUGAUGUCAUGCUCAUUGUGUGGGAUGUGUUUUUUAAUUUGAUGUGGGAAAGCAGGGUUAAAGCAUGUCACAGAGAAAUGCUGAAGAAAGCAGAACCACUAUCUCAUGCGCUUGAGAUUGAGUUGAGCAGAAAGAGUAUGGUGUUAAUCCCAUGGUAUUAAAAUUAAUUACUGGAUGUUUAACCUCUUACAGAUUUUAAAAACAUAUCUUUAGUGCCCAUGCUGUGACCUCCUUUGGGGUGUCUUUGAGGUGGCAUGUCACAGGGGGACAGUCAGUUUACCCUGGCUCUAACAGUGUAUGAAAAGACAAACUACUUCUUCCUAGCAAGAGUUUCACACUAAGAGCAGAAAGUGUAUUGAGACAGCAUAUACUCCAAAAUUCACUCUGCUGGGAGUGAUGGGUUGCUGUUUGCUGCCUGUGUGGCUUCCAUUACUUGGUCUGUUUAUUGCAGGCUUUCAGACCCACUGCUAGGGCAGGGAUGGAGCAGCCAUUCCCCCUUGGGUGCCCUGCUUUGAAGAAGAGGGCAAACAUGAGCUUAGCAGCAAGCGUGUUACUGUUUACUUCUUCCUUCUUGUGUCUCCCAAGGACAGAGUUGUUUGAUGUUACCUUACAAAUUAAGGAAGCCAUUUACUCUCUUGGUAUAGUCUGGGCUAGGACUUGUUAACCUUAGAGCAUUGGACUAAGCACUGCACUACAGGAGAGAAAUGACUAGCACGCUGUAGUUUCUCAUAGGUCCUCUCUCCACUUUGCUUGUUACUAUAAAUGCAUUAAUUUUGUAUAGCAAGUGUCUAAACUUGAGGCCAUGUUUUAUUCUCACUUCAUGCUCACCCUUGUUCAUGGCAGGAGACCCACUUUGCCCCGUUGUACAUUUAUGCUUUUUACCCCAGUGACCACAGUGAACUUACCAUAUGGUGGCAAAAA
Indicator indicator is the source of this 1956-nucleotide messenger RNA. It is a transcript of the gene CACYBP, whose product is annotated as calcyclin binding protein. Bases 41 to 706 code for a protein of 221 amino acids. Gene Ontology annotation, cellular component: nucleus. The transcript is spliced from 6 exons. Gene Ontology annotation, biological process: heart development. NCBI's taxonomy places the organism in Eukaryota, Metazoa, Chordata, Aves, Piciformes, Indicatoridae. The record is from RefSeq and is a predicted model, not a curated record. Gene Ontology annotation, molecular function: tubulin binding; S100 protein binding; ubiquitin protein ligase binding.